Messenger RNA from Plectropomus leopardus (leopard coralgrouper), 480 nucleotides. The record is from RefSeq and is a predicted model, not a curated record. NCBI's taxonomy places the organism in Eukaryota, Metazoa, Chordata, Actinopteri, Perciformes, Serranidae.
AGAUCCUCGGGGCAUUCAUCUCAGUCAUUUCCAUCUGGAUCGUUACGGGAGCUCUGGUCUAUUUAGCCAUCGAGAGGAUCGUACGCAACGACUAUGAGAUUGAUGGCCAUGUAAUGUUAGUCACCUCCGGGUGUGCCGUCAUCGUCAAUAUAAUCAUGGCGUACAUCCUUCAUCAUUCCACCACAUUCCACGCCCACGGCAGCGGCUAUCACCAGAUUGACGAGGGUGGCCAGAGUCCUGUCGCGCACGGCCACUCCCACACGCUUCUCGGUGGCCAUAGCAACACGAGUGUCCGCGCCGCCUUCAUCCACGUGGUUGGAGACCUGCUCCAGAGCGUUGGCGUCAUGGUGGCAGCGACCAUCAUCUACUUUCGGCCCGAGUAUAAAGUUGCAGAUCCCAUUUGUACGUUCCUGUUCUCCGUUUUUGUCCUCUGCACCACCGUCACCAUCCUCAGAGACGUCUUUAGGAUACUCAUGGAAG